Molecule: messenger RNA, 1540 nt
Organism: Fopius arisanus
Lineage: Eukaryota; Metazoa; Arthropoda; Insecta; Hymenoptera; Braconidae
Cellular component (GO): cytoplasm
Molecular function (GO): glycosyltransferase activity
Source: RefSeq, a predicted model, not a curated record
GGUAUAAAACCAGUUGUGCAUUUGAUUAACAUUUCCUGAUUCCAAGUUUUGUAGAAUUCAUUUUUGGUUACUGAAUUCCUUGGUGAGUGAUCAAAACUUGUGGAAGUGAUUGAGAUUGAGACUCAGAAUGGUGUGAGGGGAGAUUUUAAGACGAUGGGUCAGAGCAUUGGAUGGGAAUUCAAUCACUGUUGCCUAUCAUUUGACCAUCAGCGUGUCAACGACAACCGGAGGUGCACUCAAUACGUUAAAAUAGCGAGUUAACGGCUCCAUGAUCAACGGUAUUUUGGAUUUAUUACUAGAGUAUGGGCACUCGACGUACGGGAUUCACAAACCUUGGCGGUGGAUCAUCAGCUGCUCGAGGAAGUGCAGGAGUUCUGAAAGACCGUGCUAACAUGUCAUUUAUGCUCGUUGUCAUGUUCUUUGCGGUAUUCGGUCUUAUCGUGCUGACGGAAAUAUUUCUUAUUGAUGAGAGACGAACAAACGGAGGUGUAGGUGCACUUGGUGGACACAGAAAUGGUCACCGGGUGCCAGGACCAGAUCGUCCUGACUAUGAGGAAGUUGUGGCUGAGGAUUAUGUGGGAUUGAGGGGCGGAUUUGAUGCACAAGUGGGGCUUCUUAUUCAUGGAGAUUCGGAUGCAAAAGUUCCAGCAAUUCCUUCAGACCCCAGGGGCUUAUCAAGCUUACCACCAAGUAUGGAAGUGCGACUGCCAACUCUUGAUCAAACCCUCAAGAUGACUCACGCUGAAUGGCUUCCAAUAACCAACACCAGAUAUAAAUUUUUCGUAUACUCUGCCUACUUUGACGAUCGCAACGGAGGCAAUCCGAGUUCAAAGCACAUCCCGAAGUCUCCAAAGUCUCCAGGUUCAAUCCGAAUAAUCGGUGCAACUAAAACUCGGUCACCAGAGCACGUCUGGUGUCGUCUUUGGUACAAACGACCUGCAAAUACUUCAAACAUAACUUUAUCAGUGACAGUUGCGGCAAAAGUCAAAGUGAUACGUGAGAAUUGGAACUUGAAGUACAGUGCUUGUUUCGUUAUUUGUCCGCUACCAAAAGAGAUACCAAUUGGUGUAGAUACAGAUAAGCCAAUUCCGGAGGCAGUGAGCAUUGUUGCGAGACUCAGAGCUUCACCGACUAAUCGAAUACUCGUCCUAAAUCGACCAGAAGAUAGACCCAUUGAUCGUGAACCAUUGGGGGUGUGUGUUAAGCCACUCCAUUACGAUUACAAUAGAGUUCUGCAAUUAGUCGAGUUUAUCGAGCUUCACAGACUUCUUGGGGCCUCCCACGUCACCUUAUACAAUGACACUGUCGGUACUGAGGCUGGAUGUGCUCUUAAAUACUACGAGAACUUGGGAAUCGUCAAUAUUUUACCCUGGCAUCAUCUUGAUAUGAUCUCGCAGAGGGAAAUACGCACUGAGAAUCUCUUUGCUGCUCUUAAUGACUGUUUAUAUCGAUCCAUGUACAAGUAUGAGUUCGUCGCACUUUUGGAUCUUGAUGAAUUUAUUAUCCCAAGGCAUAACGACACCAUUAUGGAUCUUCUAAG